CAAAAACGAAGAAAAUAUAUUCGAAGGCCAAAACAUACGUCUGACAUCAUGAAAUGCCCAAAUAUAUUAAAGCCAUCAGUUGCCGUUGGUGUUGCUGUUGCUGUCAGCUGUUUUGCAUUGUUUCUUGCGCCAUGUUGUGUGGCCGCUGCCAUAGAUGCUGAAGGGCUGCCACAAGAACUAUUGGUGCCAUUCAAUGAUUUAUUACCGCCACUGCUCGAUGCUGAGUUCGAGCAGGCAAAAACGACGUCGACAACAGUAGCAGCAACAAGACCAACAACAACAACGACUACCCCCUCAACUACUACCACGACUACUACGACGCCAGCGCCAACAACGACCCAAGCUCCUACGACGAAUACAACCCCCACCACAACAACCACCAGAAUCACUACGACCACCGAGUCACCAACUAGUACAACCACCUCAGUAAGAGCGCCAUUAACAGCGGCGCCACCGAAACCAACUAAAGCUGCAACAGCACAACAACUAAAGAAGUCACAAUUCCAAUUGGAACAGCAAAAACAACAGCAGCAAAAUCAACAACAAAAACAACAGUCCUUGACAUUACCAACGUUAGAUUUAAAUCCAGAAGUGCCACCACCACUGGCUACUAGCGUCACCACUCAGCACAGCUGGUUCAACCAGUCAGUUGCCAAAGCGCCGCAGGCACUUUAUAUUAAAGCCAUCAGUUGCCCUUGGUGUUGCUGUUGCUGUCAGCUGCUUUGCAUUGUUUCUUGCANAGAAGUGCCACCACCACUGCCUGAAGCAGAAGCACCGGUAGCGCCGGUCAAGGUGCCAGAGUUUAAACAAGCCGCUUCAACGCAGCAUUUGCAACAUGUGCAGGCAGCGCAAACACAAUUUCAUACGAUACAACAACACUUACAGCCACAAAAGCAACAACAACAGAAGCAACAGUUUGCCAAGCAAUUUCUGCAACAACCACAAAUACAGCAUAAGUUGCAGCCACAAGCUGCUUCAACUAUCAACAAAGUGGCACAUACACCGCAGCAGGCACCACAAGUACGCCAGCAGCAGCAGCAAGUAAAUAUCGAACAACUACAACAAUAUCUUCAAUACGUUUAUCAUCCGACGACACGCCGGCCAUCACGCGGCAUGUUGCCCACACUGACGCCAUUUCCGCGGCAUUUGAAGUGAAGUGAAGUGAAGUGAAGAAAAGUGCCGUGUGGUGAAUAAGACUUUGCGAUGGCUUGCCCACCACCAUCACACUUCAAGAAGACUUAACUUAUUCUCGCGAUAACUUAAACCGACUCAACUCAUUUUCAGUGAUUAACUAGUUAGUUUUAUGGAAAAUAAUAUGAAACGAAAUGGCAACGAAGCGAAAUAUGGAAUUUUAAU
Messenger RNA from Rhagoletis zephyria (snowberry fruit fly), 1356 nucleotides. RefSeq lists its product as uncharacterized. The record is from RefSeq and is a predicted model, not a curated record. Lineage: Eukaryota; Metazoa; Arthropoda; Insecta; Diptera; Tephritidae.